AUGGGCAUCCAUGCUGUUAGCGUCAUGCUAGAGGCUCUCAAUAGAGAUGCCCAACAUGCUACUAUCGCCAAGUUCAUUCAAAAUGAACUUGACGCAGAACGCGAGAAAGUAGCCUUGCUUCGCCAACAAGGUUCUCAAAAAGCAGAGUUGUUGAUAGAACAGGGUGCUCAACAGUUUGAACUGUUGAGACAGCAACAGGCUGCUGCUGGUGGGUCGAUGCACUCGCGUCGACCCGAGACUUUGAAGAUUGACAUCUUUAAGGCGCGUCGCAUCGACGACGGGGAUAUGCAAGUUGCAUUUGCCCAGUCAAAUAUGGCAGGACGUGCCAAGACUUGGGCACUGGGGCUCAAGUUGCACGACUCAUAUGCUUUUGGGUCGUUGGAAGUCUUCAAGUCGCGGCUCAGACAAACGUUUGAGCCGCCUAGAGCUGAGUUCAGAGCUCGAACCGAACUCUUGAAGCUCAAGCAGGGUAAGCGUGAUGUGCACGCUUACGCGCAACAUAUACGAUAUCUCACGAGUUGUAUAAGUUCCAACCCGGUGGAUGAACACACGUUGUUUUCGGUGUUCAUGCAUGGUCUUGCGGAUGGUCCCGUCAAGACUCACCUGUUCCGGCUUGAACUAGAUUCACUAGCACAAGCAAUUUCCAUUGUAGAACAGGAAGACUUCAGUCUGAGACAGGCUCGCGCCAGCUCGACAUCAUAUCGUCAACCGAGACGAUAUGACAGCGGAGGUCCAAAGCCGAUGAAACUCUGUUAUGUAGAGAGCGAGAAGACUCGCUCUACAGACUACAAGAAGUUGCAGAAACGCAACAUAUGUCAGAAGACAGGACACUACGCUUACGAGUGUAGUGCCCCUCGUCCAGUGUCUCGCAACACUGGGCGUAGUGACCGUCCACCCAUGAGAAAGGGGCAUGGACGCGGGUCCGCUGUUGGUGCAAAGACGCAACAACGGGAUGGAUCGUAA
Messenger RNA from Peronospora matthiolae, 963 nucleotides. NCBI's taxonomy places the organism in Eukaryota, Oomycota, Peronosporomycetes, Peronosporales, Peronosporaceae. The record is from the annotation of a GenBank genome assembly.